Messenger RNA from Magnolia sinica, 2110 nucleotides. Its product is annotated as UDP-D-xylose:L-fucose alpha-1,3-D-xylosyltransferase MGP4-like. The transcript has 5 exons. Gene Ontology annotation, cellular component: Golgi apparatus. Bases 730 to 1806 code for a protein of 358 amino acids. Gene Ontology annotation, molecular function: glycosyltransferase activity. The record is from RefSeq and is a predicted model, not a curated record. NCBI's taxonomy places the organism in Eukaryota, Viridiplantae, Streptophyta, Magnoliopsida, Magnoliales, Magnoliaceae.
AUAACGAAUGGAGCGAAGAAGAAAAGUGAGGAGAGUGAUAGGGUGUAUGGAUCUCCAUCUUCAUAAACGAAGAAGAGGAGUGAAAAAGAGUGAGUGGGAGAGAAAUCGGAUGUCUUCAUCUCGAUUCAUCAUCAGAUCCCUCAUUUUCUAUCUCCCAGUAACAACUCGGUAAAAAAGAAGAAUCCGAAAUCGCUUUUCUAUUGAAAUCUUGUGAAAAUCCUCUCUGGAGGUGAGAAAUCUGAGGAAAGAAGAAAGACCUAGUUGAGGAGCCUUCUUUUUGUGUAAUUCUGCCUAGUGACCUUGUAAAACUCAAAAGCAAUUUUCCUCCAAGUAGUUUCUUUUGUCCUGUGUAGAUAUUAUUUUUGAAAUUUGCAUUAGAUCCAGGCAUAUAAGUGAAAAAAACUCUACGGAUUUGCCUCAAAACGACUGUUUUAGUCUCUGUAUCUGCUCUUUUUUGAGGUUCUAACACAAACCAAAUGGCCAAUAGCUGAGAAGCCUCAUCAGCCUACAUAUUUGCAUCCAAGUCGAAACAGCUUCUUUAGUCUCCUACUGUUGUUACAUUGUGAGAUUCGUUUCAAAAAAACCACAGGGAGUCUGCCUUUGAUCUCAUACAGAACAGUAGGGAUUUUCUCAAUCUGGUUGGGUUGAUCCCAUAGAGCUGUUCUGUAACUCUACACGCACUGUUGGCUAUUUUUCUGGUGAGUUAGUUGCAGAGUGACAACAGAAAAAAUGUCGUCGGCAUUUCUACAUCAGAGGCAGCAGCAGCAGCAGCCUCUGGUGAACCCUUAUCCUAUUUCGCCCCGGUCUCCAGUUGGCGGUCAACAAAGUUCCAUUCCUCUUUUCAGCCGCACUAGUCUUUUCAUCAUGUUGUCCCUUAUGGUUGUUCUUGGAGUUCUUUUCCCUUGGAUGGGCUUGCCUGAAGCCCUCUUUUCCGGAAACAGAGUCUCUCUUUCAAGAUGGCGGGAUUACACCCUGGCUGAGGCAGCAGCUUUCGUGGCAAAGAAUGGGACUGUUAUAGUCUGUGCGGUGAGCCAGCCAUAUCUACCCUUUCUAAACAACUGGUUGAUCAGCAUUUCGAGGCAGAAGCAUCAGGAUGAGGUGCUUGUUAUUGCUGAGGAUUAUGCAACCCUUUACAAGGUGAACCAGAAGUGGCCUGGUCACGCCGUCCUCAUCCCGCCUGCACCCGAUGCACAAACUGCCCAUAAAUUCGGUUCUCAGGGAUUCUUCAAUUUUACAUCCCGCAGGCCUCGUCACCUGCUACAUAUUUUGGAGCUUGGAUACAAUGUGAUGUACAAUGAUGUUGAUAUGGUCUGGAUGGCGGAUCCAUUUCCCUAUCUCGAGGGGAAUCACGAUGUUUACUUCACGGAUGACAUGGCUGCGGUGAAACCUUUGGAUCAUUCUCAUGACUUGCCACCUCCGGGGAAGAAGGGGCGCACUUACAUAUGCAGCUGCAUGAUUUUCCUGCGUCCGACAAGUGGUGCAAAGGAAGUGAUGAACAAAUGGAUUGAAGAACUCCAAGUUCAGCCGUGGUCCAAAACAAAAAAGUCAAAUGAUCAACCUGCAUUUAAUUGGGCGUUAAACAAAACUGCUGGACAGGUGGAUCUGUAUCUGCUGCCCCAGGCUGCAUUCCCAUCAGGAGGACUCUACUUCAAAAACCAUACAUGGGUUCAGGAAACCAAGGGAAUGCAUGUCAUCAUCCACAACAAUUACAUCACCGGUUUUGAUAAGAAGAUAAAACGCUUCCAUGAUUUUGGGCUGUGGUUGGCGGAUGAUCAUGCCAACGAAUCACCACUCGGCGGAUUAUAAAAUGGUUGCCCUGGGUAAUUUCUGCCCUAAUGGCACCGGCCACCUCCUAAAAGUUCUUUUCCUGACGGACCUACACUGCAGGAGCCUAUAUCCAAGAGAGAUGACUUGUGGCACCUGUGCAGGCAAUAAGUGGGCCAUGAAUCCUUCCAUUGUCCAUCUGCGGGAUGGUUGUAACAGGGAUGUAGGGUAAAGAAUAAUUUUUGUGUGGAGACUUUCUACCCAUGGAUAGCUGCAUUUGGACCUAACAUACACGAUAGAAUAUUUAUUUUUUCAUUGAAACCUGUCCCAUGGAAAUGUUUGUCUU